AUGGUUAAAUUCCUAUUGGCAAUUUUAUUAAUUUUUUUUAACAACAAAGAUACGGCAACGUCGACCAAUCUCACCAUGCAAGACCGGUUCUCCGAUGGUACUUCAACGGUUUUUCUUUCCUUUUUACUACGCCACUUACUACUCGCUAAGGCUUUUUAUGCAGCCCAAACCACUGAAACCGGUACCAGUUUGUGUUGUGGAGUACCUAAAUAGACUCGUCCGUUUCAGUACUACUCUCCGAAGAGGGGGAGUGGAAGGGUAA
Messenger RNA from Phyllotreta striolata, 262 nucleotides. Lineage: Eukaryota; Metazoa; Arthropoda; Insecta; Coleoptera; Chrysomelidae. The record is from the annotation of a GenBank genome assembly.